Molecule: messenger RNA, 3717 nt
Organism: Hypanus sabinus (Atlantic stingray)
Lineage: Eukaryota; Metazoa; Chordata; Chondrichthyes; Myliobatiformes; Dasyatidae
Product: flotillin-1-like
Exons: 13
Coding region: 179-1465 (428 amino acids)
Biological process (GO): protein kinase C signaling; regulation of receptor internalization; positive regulation of cell-cell adhesion mediated by cadherin
Cellular component (GO): plasma membrane
Source: RefSeq, a predicted model, not a curated record
GGGGCAGCGCUGUUACUGAUUUGUGCCCAGGCCUUGGUGUAUGCUCGUCUUCCUGGCCGGGGCGGAGCUGUUUGUAUCUGGGCGCGGGUGUGUCAGCCUUGGGCCGAAGGUAAAUAAGCUCUCUGACGGUCGCAGGGAGCAACGGCGUGGACGAGGAUUUCUUCCCUGACAGUUUGCCAUGUCAUUCCAUACAUGUGGUCCCAACGAGGCCAUGGUGGUCUCAGGCUUCUGCCGGUCGCCACCAGUGAUGAUCGCGGGAGGGCGUGUAUUCGUUCUGCCAUGCGUCCAACAGAUUGAGAGGAUUUCGCUGAGCACUCUGACACUGAACGUGAAAAGCGAGAAGGUGUACACCCGUCAUGGCGUCCCAAUUUCCGUCACAGGAAUCGCACAGGUGAAGAUUCAGGGGCAAAAUAAGGAGAUGCUUGCCGCUGCCUGCCAGAUGUUCCUGGGAAAGUCAGAGACUGAGAUCGGGCAGAUUGCUUUGGAAACACUGGAGGGUCACCAGAGGGCCAUCAUGGCUCACAUGACUGUGGAGGAGAUCUACAAAGACCGGAAGAAGUUCUCAGAACAGGUCUUCAAAGUGGCUUCCUCUGACCUAGUCAACAUGGGCAUUGGGGUGGUCAGCUACACCCUGAAGGACAUUCAUGAUGACCAGGGUUAUCUACACUCACUGGGGAAGUCUCGCACAGCCCAGGUGCAGCGAGAUGCUCGGAUCGGAGAAGCUGAGGCCAAACGGGACUCGGGUAUCAAGGAAGCCAGAGCCCAGCAGCAGAAGGUCUCGGCGCAGUACGUGAACGAGAUUGAGGUGGCCAAAGCCCAGCGUGACUUCGAGCUGAAGAAAGCCACCUAUGACACGGAGGUGAACACAAGGAAGGCGCAGUCAGACUUGGCCUAUCAGCUGCAGGUGGCCAAGACCAAGCAGCAGAUUGAGGAGGAGAAGAUGCAGGUGCAGGUGGUGGAGCGUGCCCAGCAGAUCCAGCUGCAGGAGCAGGAGAUCCUUCGACGCGAGAAGGAGCUCGAGGCCAAGGUGAAGAAGCCCGCAGAGGCUGAGCGCUACAAACUGGAGAAGCUGGCUGAGGCUGAGAGGAUGAAACUCAUCAUGGAGGCAGAGGCGGAGGCAGAGUCCAUACGGGUGAAGGGAGAAGCAGAAGCCUUUGCGAUUCAUGCCAAGGCCAAAGCUGAGGCCGAGCAGAUGAUCAAGAAAGCAGAGGCUUUCAAUGAGUACAAGGAUGCUGCCAUGGUUGACAUGAUGCUGGAAAAGCUGCCCCAGGUGGCAGCAGAGAUCAGCCAGCCCUUCUCAAAGGUCAAGAAGAUCACCAUGGUGAGCAGUGGCAGCGGAGAAGUGGGUGCCUCCAAGAUGAGCGGAGAGGUUCUUGAUAUCAUGACCAGGCUUCCCGAGACCAUCGAGAAACUCACUGGAGUCAACAUCUCCCAGGGAGCCAUGAGACCUGUCCGGAUGUCGUAACCAUAAGAUGAGCCAAGGAGGAUGUUGUGAACGAAUAGGUGUUGGACCUAUUCUCCACGUCUAUUAACCCCCAUGCCGUUGUCUAGUCUGCAUGUCCUCUUCAUGUCGCCUUGUACCACUGGUUACAGUUGUCACGAUAGUGAACUGUCAAAGAGUAGAGACACACCUGUAUCAUAUUCCCACUGAAGAAGUAGGAGCACGAGUCUGCCAUUCUUUUUCUCCAUCCAGUUGGAUCACAGCUGGUCUGAGCUUGCCGCAACUAAACUUUGAAAUCCAGUCCCCAGUGGCCCUUCCCUCCAAGGAGUUAUCUCAGCUCUGGACAUAUUUUAAUAAUUCAGCCCAACGUCUCACUGUGCAGAGAGUUGCAAUGAAAAAUAUAAAUAAAAGACCUGCAGUUGCAGCAAGUAUGAAAUAAAUCAGAAAAUGUUGGAAACACUCAAUAGGUUCGGCAGCAAAUAGGGAGAAGCAGCACUAACGUUUCGGGUCGAGCAGACUUUGUCAGAACUUGGAAAGAGAGGUUGCUAUGGAAAGAGGUGAGUUUUACCUCGCUAUAAUUGCAGGGAUAGUGUGGGAGGAAUGGAUAGGACAAAAGAAAUAACUCCAAAAGGGUGAGGCCAGAGUUGUCAGAAGGAUAAGUAAUGAAUGCCAUCAGGUUAGUGGGUUGUUGGAGGACAGUUGAUGAGGGCAAAUGUUACCCUUUAUUCAUCAGGAUAACAUUUGCCCUCAACAAGGGCAGUCAAUCUGAAUGAUCUCAUUUACAACUUAUCUCCAUGGCAACGCUGGCCUCUCUCAAUCUCAAUCCUCCCAUUGUCCCUGCUAUUCCUCCCACUCUCUCCCUAUAGCUUGACGCUAACCUAGUUUUAUCUCCUCUUUUCCAUUUCCAACAUGACCUGAAACAUUAACUCUGUUUCUCUUUGCAUAGCUGCUGCCUGACCCAUCCUGUGUUUCUCACAUUUUCGGUUUUAUUAGGAAAAUUCAAGAUUCCUAUCUCUGAGAGAAGAAGUUCCUUCUUACCUGUGCCUUAAUUCAUCUCUGUGAAAUAUUGCCCUGGUUCUAGAUUCUCUCGAUAUCUUGCCCUUCUAAACCUUUGUUAGGGUGUAAAUGAUUCACUAAGAUCACCUCAUUUUUUUUCUGGACUUCUAUGUGUUCAGGCCCUACCUGCUGAAUGAAAACCACCUCUUCAUCCCAGGAAUCAGCCUGGGACAACCUUCUCCCAAGUGCCUCCAGUGUAGACUUUUCCACGCUAACUGACCAGAUGAAAGUUGCACACGAGUGUAGCCUCUCCCAUAGUUGCAACUCAGUUUUUCUCUCCUUUUAAGCUCCAUCCCUGGUCCAGUUCUGUAGGUCAAUGUAAUCCGGUCGUAGAUGGUGAGCCUAAUGUGGAAGUUCACAUUUGUUUAUGCUGUUCCAUUCUGCCCCGGGAACGUAACUGGAAUCACAGUGUAGAAAUCUGCGCCAGGUCUGGACAGACCCGUGUCCCUGUCUUCUGUCACCACCACUUGCUAAGCACGUUUCAAUGAAAGUUGGGUGCAGGCAAAAUACUGUUUUAGCUUGUUAGACCAGAGUGGUUUGAAUCAAGUGCUGGUUUAACUGUAAAUUCUCUGUUUUGGAAAGAAUAUGAGCACCAUUCGAUAUCUUGUGGCCUGGCUCCUCUCUUAAAGUUGGUGGUGGGAGAAUGGCUGUGGGAGAGGUGAGACAGUUUCCUCCACCACCGUCAGCUUAGUUUUCCAUCAACACUGCCCUCUAUUGGCAGGUCAGUGUCACGCCUCCUUUCUGAAGGAGCAGCCUUUAAAUCUGGGCCCAAAUUGUCAUCCUCUUUACCACAUCGUUCUUUUUCAAACCUGCAGCCCUGUGUGUGGAGACAUCCGGAACUUACUGAAUAUAUCCUUUCUAAGUGCCUCGUUUCUGACAGAUUCUAGGUAGAACUGUUGAGCUCUCCGUCUAAGCUCUCCCGACUUGAAACGACCUCGCUACUCCUCUCAUCUUAUUCCGUGUGGGCUUCAGAUUCCUUUGUUGCCUGAUCCUUCCUCAUGGAAUGCCUGAAGGAGUUUUAUAAUGAAAUCUAACUUAUCUAGCUUCUCUCCCAAGUGCUCUCAGAGUUCAGUGAUGUGGUUACCCAGAAGUAAACUUUAUUCAUUAUAUAUAUAUAUAUACAGUAAAUAUAAUCAAUCAGGGUGUCAUUCUGUAUCAUUCUGCUAUACCGAGCAUAUUGUACAUUUUGUUUACAAAUAUACGUAUUUUAUCCAUCAUUA